Messenger RNA from Hemibagrus wyckioides, 2392 nucleotides. RefSeq names its product excision repair cross-complementation group 1 (gene ercc1). The record is from RefSeq and is a predicted model, not a curated record. Gene Ontology annotation, biological process: meiotic mismatch repair; UV-damage excision repair; nucleotide-excision repair. Gene Ontology annotation, molecular function: single-stranded DNA binding; damaged DNA binding. Gene Ontology annotation, cellular component: nucleus; ERCC4-ERCC1 complex; nucleotide-excision repair factor 1 complex. The transcript is spliced from 9 exons. Lineage: Eukaryota; Metazoa; Chordata; Actinopteri; Siluriformes; Bagridae. The coding region runs from base 83 to 1171 and encodes 362 amino acids.
UCAGUGUUUCUGCAGUCGGCACACAGCCUGGGCUUGAUUACAGCCGGUAUUGUUUGGAUCACCUGGCGCUGGAGUGGUGGGAAUGGAAAACAAGAAAUUUAAAAUUAACCUGGACGAUUCUGCGUUCAACAGAGAAAGAAGUCCGGUCGCCUCUCUUUUCAAGCCCUCCUCCAAAAGAAGCAAUGACGAGACAUCGACUACCCAUGGUGCACCUCAAGUCGGUGGCCAGCCGUUAUCUUACGCCGAGUUCGUCGUUCAGAGCAAAAGCAGAGCUAAAGAGGAGUCUGGCCACGGACCACAAACAGGAGAGAACAUUCCCGCAGGACAGAGAUCUGACUGUGCCCUUGAAUGUGGUUCAAUCACAAAACCUUCCACAGAUGCUGGGAAAACUCAGACUAGCACAAAAGAGAAAGGGAGUCCAGUGCCAGCUAUAGCAGGAUCGGAGACCUCUGUGAUUCCAGGUAGACUGGAGGAAGAUCUGGCACCAGGGCAAAAAAUGGACGAAGGUCAAAGCACAGAGGAGCGCACUGUUGUAACACCAGCAUUAGGGUCAGGGAACAGCAUUAUUGUCAGCCCAAGACAGAGGGGAAACCCUAUUUUAAAGUUUGUCCGGAGUGUGCCGUGGGAGUUUGGAGAAGUGGUGCCUGACUAUGUCUUGGGUCGAACGACAUGUGCACUCUUUCUGAGUGUGCGCUACCAUACCCUCAAUCCAAACUACAUCCAUGAGCGGUUAAAGCAACUAGGCCAAACUUUCACACUCCGAGUCCUGCUUGUGCAGGUUGAUGUGAAAGAUCCUCAUCAUGCACUCAAGGAGCUUGCUCGGAUCUGCAUCAUGGCUGACUGCACACUCAUCCUGGCCUGGAGCCCCGAGGAAGCUGGCCGUUACUUGGAGACGUAUAAAUCUUAUGAGAAAAAGCCUGCAGAUCUGCUUAAAGAACAAGUAGAGAAAGAUUACCUGUCUAAGGUUACAGAUUGUCUGACCACUGUGAAGUCCAUCAACAAAACUGAUGCAAUAACACUGCUGUCCACGUUCUCUUCAUUAGGGGGCAUCAUUAAUGCAUCAAAGGAGGAGCUGGUGCUGUGCCCAGGACUCGGGCCACAAAAGGCAAGAAGGCUGUAUGAUGUCCUUCACCAACCCUUUCUGAAGUCUAAUAAGAAAGAAAGCGGGUGAGAUGCAGACUCCAGUCAAGAAAGUGUCAACCAUUUCACAACUGGAGCGUCGCAUGCUUUCAUCUGUGAGUGCAGGGGAUGGAGGGAUAUGAAACAUCUGCAGUGACCUCUCUCAGAUCACACCUUCACUCUGGUGUGAUCUAUUUUAAAAAAAGACUCUAAGGAGAGUUUGAGUGCUCUUAUUUUCCUAAUGAUCUGUUUUAAUUUCAAAAGUAUGUAUCUGCAAAACUAUUUUCAUAUAAUUCUGUGCAUUGUUACAAUAAAGUUAUAUAUUUUUAAAACAAGAGUCAGUUUUUAAAAAAGCAUGAAACAAAAGAUAUAAUGAAUUUGAGAUAUACUCCAUUUUUUGCAUAUUUUGUGAUUUUGAAAUGACAAACAUUGUUAAGCAUGUUGUGUGUAUAAUACAGCGUUCAGCUUUUGGGGUAAGAAUCUACCAACUUUACCAAGCACAUCAUGAUCUGGCAAUUUAAUUCCACUUGUUCUUGCAAAAAAGCUCUGUAUCCAACUGCAAGGGAAUCUUCCUAUGCGCAGCCCUCUUCAAGUCAUUCCCCAAGUUUUUGGUAGGAUUUAGACCUGGACAUUCCUUUGUUAACUUUGUUUCUGAAGCCAUUCCUUUGUUAACUUGGAUUUGUGAUUUUGGGCCAUAGUCAUGCUAGAAGGUGAAUUUGUUCUUCAACUUCAGCUGUUUAAUUCUAUGUUCAUACACACAUACAGACAUUGUGUAAAGAGAUCAUUCAUUUUCAGUGACAUCCGGCAGCGGCUGUUAGUGACUAGAUGUGGGCGUGAAACAUUUUUAAUAGGUUUCGAAUACAGAGUUUAUGAUAUUUAUUUAUUUUUUUUCCCAAUAUAUUGAUUUUCUUCCUGCAACCAUUUCUAGGUUGUUUUAAAUCUAUAUGGGGUGGUCUAUCUUUUUGAAAGAUCUGUCAGUGGUCAAGUUUUGGUUCAUGUGUCUUAUUUAUAGAACUUUUUAAGGGUAUUUUACUGUAUAGUAUAUACAGUAAAACAUGGGGGGGGGGACAUUUGUCUAUUUUGUGCUGAAAAUCUCUUUGGUAUUGGCAGGCAAAAGGGUGUUACAUUUUUGCAGCUUCAGCAUAAUCUUCAGAUUUUUGUCAUUUUCGAUUUUUUUCUCUUCAGAGAAUACUAUUUGAAUUAAAAAAAAAAUAUUCUUUUUAUAAUGCUUGUAUUGCAUUGAUCCAUCUCGAAUAAAUAUGUUGAAUUUUUA